AUAUACUUUGGAAUUCCUGCAGUGAGAGGUAAAGGAAAUUUGCUUUCUCUUCUUUCACAAGAUUAGAAUAGUUUGCGACAUUUUAUCAUAUGAUAAAACCAAACAAAAGCAUUAAAGGGCAACCUUUGAAAGGAAUAAAUACCAAAAGCUCAAGAGGAAGCAAUAAGAAAUCGUGAGUUCACAAAAUACUUCCGCAUCUAAGGUGUUAUUUCAGGUAUUUCUGCAUCCACAAAAUAUUGCAAUCUCCAAAUCUGCCUUAAGCCAAAAUCUUAGUGACACAUAUCAUCUUCCUCUUUAGUCUUAGAGAUCUUUGUCCUUGACCACCAAUGGACAAGAAAAAGAAGAGAUUUCGAUUUCGAUUUCCUUGGUUUUCAGCACCAUCAACUCCACAACAGCGUCCCAUUGUUCUUCCAAAAGAUGAACCAAAACCAUCAACUCCACAACAGCGUCCCAUUGUUCUUCCAAAAGAUGAACCAAAACCAUCAACUCCACAACCGCGUCCCAUUGUCCUUCCAAAAGAUGAACCAAAACCAUCAACUCCACAACCGCGUCCCAUUGUCCUUCCAAAAGAUGAACCAAAACCAUCAACUCCACAACCGCGUCCCAUUGUUCUUCCAAAAGAUGAACCAAAAUCCCAUGAGGAAGAAGACACAAACAUCCUCAUUCAUGGGUCACCUGAGAAAACCCCAGCACGAGCUCCUACUCAGGAUAUCCCAAUAGCUGAUCUUCCACAAGACACACCAUCUCAUUCACUUCAGCCAGAUAAACCAUUUUCCUCUGAAUCAUUGGCUUCCGUGUCCUCUUUCCCAACUCCACAGCCUCAGCCUCUAGCUCAACAAGAAAAGGAAAAGAUUGCGGUGACUCAGCAAGAACUAACCCAACCAAAGAUCUCUCCUCUUAUGCCUGAGCCAAUUCCAGAUAUAAAGGAAUCACCUCUCAGAACCAUUUCUAAGUCUCAAGAUAAGACUCAACCAGAAAUGUCUUCCCAUGUGUCUGCAGAUUCACAGCCAAAGACAGAAUCUCAUGUGUUUGAGUCAAUGCCACAGUCAAAAGAAUCACCAUCCAAAACCAUCCCCAAACAUCAGGUAACAACCCAAUCAGAGACCUCUCCUUAUGUGUCUGAGCCAGUGCCACAUAUGAAGGACUCACCUUCGAGAACCACCCCUAAGUCCCAAGAUCUAACUCAACCAGAAACAUCUUUCCAUGUGCCUAAGUCAAGUCCACAACCCAAGACAGAGUCUCACGUGCAUGAGUCAAAGCCACAACCAAAAGAAUCACCAUCUAAAACCAUCCCCAAGUCUCAAGAAAUAGCCCAGUCAGAGACCUCUUCUCAUGUGUCUGAGCCACUACCCCAGCCAAAGGAGUCCCCUUUUAGAGUCAUUCCUGAGUCACAAGAUUUAACCCAACCAAAAACAUCUUCCCAUUUUGCUGAGCCAAUCCCACACUCCAAGACCUCUCCUGUGCUCGAGUCGAUUCCACAAUCAAAAGAAUCACCAUCUAAAGCCAUCCCCAAGUCUCAAGAAAUAGCCAAAUCAGAGACCCCUUCUCAUGUGCAUGAGCCAGUGCCACAACUGAAGAAGUCACCAUCAAAAACCAGUCCUAAAUCCAAAGAACAGACCCAAUUAGAGUUCUCCUCUCAUGAGUCUGUACAGAAGACAAAAGUAAAGGAGUCUCCGUUGAAAACUAGCUCUCAUGUGUCUAAGCCAAUGCCACAACAGAAAAUGUCACCAUUAAAAAUCAUCUCUAUUCCAGAAGAACCAAUCCAACCAAAGACCUCUCCUCAACCUAAGAAGAUGUCCUCCAAGCUCCAUAUGAAAGCCCCUACUUCAGGAACCCAACCUACAGAUACAUCUGGCAUGGUCAUUAGAGCAAAAAGGAAAAAGCAGGACACACGAGAAAGUAUAGAGAGCAAAGUCAUGUCUGCCUCCAAUUCCACCGGAAAAGUCACCGAAGUUGUUAGGUCAGUAUAUCCGGUUACCAAGAAUAUGUCCAGCCCUUCCCAUCAAGAGGAUAUUUCACCCACUGGGGAGAAAACUCCCCUGAAAGAAGGAAUCAAAGAGGAUAUUUCCAGGUUUGCUCAAAAACUAGCAAUGGGGCAGACUGCAGACGCCAUGGAAGACAAAUCCGUAAGUGCAAUUACUCUGGCUGGCGAAAACAGAGGAGCAACAAUGCAUAUGGGCUCAGAGUCAACUAAGAAAGAAGGGUCAGUUCACACACACCAAGACUAUUGGACCGAUUCGGAGGAGAGCCCUGAGGUAACCACCGAGUCCGAUAGAGAGGAAGGGUCUGGCAACAAUUCGGUUGAACCAGACAAAGUGGGUAAUGCUUAUGUCAAUAGUAAUAUACAGAGCAUCAAUAACUCACUGAUGUAUCAAGGGUCGGUCACCGAAGAAGAUCCUGGAGUUCAAUUGAUUCUUCCCCGAAGGGCAGCAGAGUCCAUCAACUCUGAUGAUGAAGAUUCAAAAGGAUAAAAAUAUCAAGACCCUAUGAUAAAAUUAGCACAUCAUUUAUUUCACACUCACCCAUAG
Messenger RNA from Neltuma alba, 2528 nucleotides. RefSeq names its product cell surface glycoprotein 1-like. The coding region runs from base 327 to 2471 and encodes 714 amino acids. Lineage: Eukaryota; Viridiplantae; Streptophyta; Magnoliopsida; Fabales; Fabaceae. The record is from RefSeq and is a predicted model, not a curated record. The transcript has a single exon.